AAACCUGUGGUCUUUGUGGAGACUUUAAUGGGGUCCAGCUCUACAACGAGUUCUACAGUCAUGGUGUGAAAAUAUCUCCCUCUGAUUUUGCUAACUUCUGGAAAAUGAAUGGUCCAACUGAAAGCUGCUCUGACUACACACUUGAAUCAACACAAGGCUGCAAUGACACGAAACCUCUGUGUGAGCAGAUCCUUACAGGGGUGGCCUUCAACAGCUGUCACAGCCUGCUGGACAUUGCCUCUUUCACCUCUGCCUGUGCUGCAGACCUCUGUCACUGUAGUAAUGGUGUAGGUGAACAUGCAGAUGCCUCAUGCCUGUGCAACACUGUGUCUGAGUUCUCUAGACAGUGUGUCCAUGCUGGUGGCAAGCCUCAAAACUGGAGAACCAAAGAGCUCUGCUGGAAGUCAUGUCCCUACAAUAUGGAGUACAAAGAGUGUGGGAGCCCAUGUUCUGAUACCUGCUCCAACCCUGAAGCUAGCCACACCUGUGACAACCACUGUAUCGAUGGAUGCUUCUGCCCUGCAGGCACGGUGCUGGAUGAUUUAAAAGGAAAGGGUUGUGUUCCACUGAGCGAGUGCUCCUGCAACUACAACAGCAAGAUCUAUGGGCCAGGAGAGUCCUACACCAGUAACUGCAAAAACUGUGUGUGUGAGGGUGGCCAGUGGAAUUGCACAGAAGAGAACUGUCCAGGAACCUGUUCUGUGGAGGGAGGAGCCCACGUCAACACUUUUGAUGGGAAAAUCUACACCUUCCAUGGAGACUGCUCCUACGUUCUGGCUAAGGACUGCAGUGGAGCCUCGUUUGUGGUACAGGGAGAACUGGGGCAGUGUGGACUGACUGAUAGUGAGACCUGCCUAAAGUCUGUUACCUUGGGUUUGUCUGGAGGGGCUAAUGUGAUUACCAUCCAGCCCAAUGGCAAGGUUUUUGUGAAUGGCAUCUAUGCUCAGUUACCCUUUUCAGCUGCUGGGAUCUCUGCCCUCAAAGCGUCCACUUUCUACCUUCUGGUCCAGACAUCUGUUGGUGUUCUGUUGGAGGUGCAGCUCCAGCCAGUCAUGCAGCUUUACAUGACAGUGACCAGUGACUACCAGGCCAAGACCUGUGGUCUGUGUGGGAACUUCAACAGUAACCAGGCUGAUGACUUUCUUAAGCUCAGUGGUGUUCCAGAUGCCACAGCAGCUGGUUUUGUCAAUAGCUGGAAGACACAUGCUGGCUGUCCUGAUGUUAAGAGCAACUUUGAGAACCCCUGCAGUCUUAGUCUGGAUAAUGAGAAGUAUGCCCAGCAUUGGUGUUCCAUGUUGAGUGACCCUCAGGGAGUGUUCGCCUCCUGCCACUCAGAGAUCAACCCUGACAUUUACAAAGAGAACUGCAUGUAUGACAGCUGUAACUGUGAGAAAAGUGAGGACUGCAUGUGUGCUGCAGUCUCUUCGUAUGUCCAUGCCUGUGCAGCUGCAGGGAUCCAUAUCAGUGGCUGGAGGAAGACUAUCUGUGGAAAGUAUUCCAGUUCCUGCCCCAGUAACAUGGUGUACUCCUACAACAUCACAUCCAGCAGUCGAACCUGCCGCUGCAUCAGCACUACAGAUCUCAGUUGUCACUUCUCCUUCCCGCCCAUCGACGGCUGUAUCUGUGCAGAGGGAAGCUACCUAGACGACUCUGGGAACUGUGUCCCAUCUCAGGCUUGUCCCUGUCAUGACAAAGGCACAGUGGUGCCUCCUGGACAAGUUGUCAACAAGGAUGGGCUCAUGUGCACUUGUAAGGAGGGCAAACUAAGCUGCAUUGGAGAGUUCAUUAUACAGCCAUCAGCCUGUGCUCCUCCCAUGGAGUUCUUGAACUGCUCUGCUAAUGGUCCAGCUGCAAAAGGAAUUGAGUGUGAAAAGAGCUGCAACACAUUAGACAUGGCUUGUGUGAGCAUAGAGUGUGUCUCUGGCUGUAUGUGUCCAUCUGGGAUGGUAUCUGAUGGUAAAGGAGGCUGUAUCAAGCCAGAGGCCUGUUCCUGUGUUCACAACGGCAUCUCCUACCAGCCUGGAGAGACUACCAAGGUGGACUGCAACACCUGCACUUGUAAAGACAGGAAAUGGCAGUGCACUACCAACCAGUGUGAUGGAACCUGCUCUGUAUAUGGUGAUGGACACUAUAUGACUUUUGAUCAGAAACGCUUCACCUUUGAUGGCAGCUGUGAAUACAUUCUCACUCAGGACUAUUGUGGCAGUGCUGAGAGUAAUGGAACCUUCAGAGUGAUCACUGAGAAUGUUCCAUGUGGAACCACAGGAACCACUUGCUCCAAGACCAUCAAGGUUUUCCUGGAUAGCACAGAACUGAUUCUAACAGAGGGAAGCUACCAGCUGCUUUCAAAAGGAAAUGAAGAAAUAGUUCCAUUCCGCUACAGCACUAUGGGCAUCUACUUGGUAAUUGAAGCCAACAACGGCCUCAUUCUCAUUUGGGACAGGAAGACCAGCUUAUUCAUCAAGCUCAGUCCAAAAUAUAAGGGUCGGGUGUGCGGGCUGUGUGGCAACUAUGACAACAAUGCGAAUAAUGACUUCACUACAAGGUGCCAUGCUGUGGUGGUCAAUCCUCUCGUGUUUGGGAAUAGCUGGAAGGAUUCACCAAGCUGCCCUGACGCUCAGAGCAUCACAGGCCCCUGCACAGCCAACCCAUUUAGAUACUCGUGGGCCCAGAAAAAGUGUAGCAUCAUACAGAGUGAUGUCUUCUCUGCCUGCCACUCCACUGUGGAUCCUGCUCCAUACUAUGAAGCAUGUGUGUUUGACUCCUGUGCUUGUGACACUGGUGGAGACUGCGAGUGUUUCUGCACUGCUGUGGCGGCUUAUGCUGAAUCCUGUAAUCAAGCUGGCAUCUGUGUACAAUGGAGAACCCCAAAGAUCUGCCCUCUCUUCUGUGAUUAUUACAAUCCCCCUGGUGAAUGUGAGUGGCACUAUGUGCCAUGUGGAUUUCCUUGUAUGAAAACCUGCAGGAACCCCUCAGGCAUCUGCUCUACACAGAUACCUCCUCUAGAAGGUUGUUAUCCAAAAUGUCCUCCUGCUGAGCCAUACUUCGAUGAAGAUGCAAUGACAUGUGUUUCAAAAGACCACUGUGGCUGCUACAAUAAAGAGGGGACACACUUCAAUAAUGGUGACAAAGUGCCAACAACUGAAAACUGUCACACAUGGUAGGUCUUGAUUUAAUGUGUCAAUCAAGGUAAUAUAACUCUGCUGGUUCUGUCAAUCUGACAAUAUUUCAUGUCCUCUCUUGAAGUACAUGC
Messenger RNA from Thunnus maccoyii (southern bluefin tuna), 3253 nucleotides. Its product is annotated as mucin-5B-like. Bases 105 to 3164 code for a protein of 1019 amino acids. The record is from RefSeq and is a predicted model, not a curated record. The transcript has 23 exons. Gene Ontology annotation, cellular component: extracellular matrix. Gene Ontology annotation, molecular function: protein binding. Lineage: Eukaryota; Metazoa; Chordata; Actinopteri; Scombriformes; Scombridae.